CCGCGAGAAUACGAGCCAAGCAGAUGACACUUUACAGAUGGACGACGCAGAGGAUGGCCAUGCCAAUGGUUUUACAUUCAACGAUACCUCUGAAUUCGUUCAGGCUAUCUCAUACAACACGACUGUAGUCAAGUCAGAGCCUGCACAGAAAUCAGUAGGGCCCACCCCUGCCAAACAAAUAUCACCCUCUGACCUUUCAGUGGCUGCAGGCGACGAGGCUCUUGAUGAAAUUGAAGCUGGUGAUGUUGUUAAGGAAGGAUUCAGGGACAACACCGUAUCGCUGCAGAUUGCAGCAGCACCAACGGGACGUCUAGAAGAUCCUAUGGGAAACAAGUUUGAGUUCCAGUGCCAGAGAUUGCACAGUAUUUGUUUGGACCCACUUGCAGGUUGA
Molecule: messenger RNA, 391 nt
Organism: Suillus plorans
Lineage: Eukaryota; Fungi; Basidiomycota; Agaricomycetes; Boletales; Suillaceae
Exons: 2
Coding region: 38-391 (117 amino acids)
Source: RefSeq, a predicted model, not a curated record